GCCUCCGCCAAGAGUACGCAGCGAGCGCUUCUCGGCGCAGUUCUGGUUCUUCCUGCAAUUCUACAAGGCGAGGCACAUUCAGCGACCAGGAGCUCGAUGCGCAGAGCUUGGAAGAUGAAGAAGACGGCAUGCAUCACACAGUCCACCCUGCUGUUAACAGGUUCUCACCAUCCCCUCGUAGUUCUCCCUGGCCUUCACCGAAGCAGUCUCCGAGGAACUCGCCCCGCUCCCGCUCGCCCGCUCGCAGCAUAGAGUACAGCCGGGCGUCGCCCCAGCCCAUGAUCAGCCGCCUGCAGCAGCCUCGGCUUUCCCUUCAGGGCCAUCCUACAGAUUUGCAGACUAGUAGUGUCAAAAGUGAAGAAAAACUAAGGCGUAGUCUUCCAAACCUGUCCAGGACAUCCAAUAUCCAAGCUGAGUCUGUGAAAAACAGCAGAAGUGACUCCAACUUCCAAGUGCCAAACGGAGGAAUACCUCGCAUUCAGCCUCAGGCCUCAGCCAUACCACCUUCAAGUAAAUUCCGCUCACCUGCAGCACCGUCUCCCCUGGCUCUCCGGCAGCCCCUGAAAGCGUUUAGUAACCACGGACCCGGCGCAGUUGCUUCUCCAGAAGCCACGCAGCUGCCACACAGUAGUUCUUCACCAGGGCCGCUUACAGCCCAGAGUUCAGGCUUGCCAAGCCCUGCCAGCAGUAUUAACAGUACUACUCUUACCAGGCCGGCAGGGACAGCGGGGAUGAGGAGUGGUUUGCCCAGACCCAGUGCCCCUUCCACAGGGGGCAUCCCAGUGCCUCGUAGCAAACUUGCACAGCCUGUUCGCAGAUCUUUACCCGCUCCCAAAACCUAUAGCAACGUGAAAGACGAGAGUUGGAAAGAUGGCUGCUACUGAACUGCAGAGCUUAGUGCAAAGUUCCAGUGCCCAUGGAUGCUUCCUCACCAGGCUAAAAGACAGCUUGAUUAUACAAACUGUUCAGAUGUGACUUUUGGGAUUUGUAAAAAUUCCAGACCUCUCUGUCUCUAAUUAGCACAAACCGACAGAGAUAACGAAGCAGCACUUUAAUGACAUCUAACAUCAGAUGUUUGGUGGUCAUACAAUCUCUUCUACAUUAAAUUGCUAUCAGUUCUGGGUGGUUUGGUUUUUUUUUCUUGCUUGCUAAGAAACGUAUCAAUAUGAGCAUUUAUGACAGUGGCCAAUGUCUGGGCAAAAACCUAACGAAUGCCAAAGAAAUGCCCAUCUUGAAAAACAGCAAGUAUAACAAUCAGCUUCCAUUGUUCAAAACUUCAUUUUCAGCCUGUUUUAAUUCAGCAGAAAGAUUGGCGAUUAUGUACUAUUGAACCAAGACUGUGUUAAUCAGGGCUAAUAUUCUGAUUGCAGACUGCUACAGUGCUAGUGAAACAUUGCUUUUAACAACUGUAUGAGGUUCUCAUUGGGGAAGGUGGUACGUGCGUCCUUUGGGAAGGGUCAGAAGUUACUCUGGAGGAGUAGGCAGAAC
Merops nubicus (carmine bee-eater) is the source of this 1488-nucleotide messenger RNA. It is a transcript of the gene SLAIN2, whose product is annotated as SLAIN motif family, member 2. The annotation marks the transcript as partial. The record is from RefSeq and is a predicted model, not a curated record. Gene Ontology annotation, cellular component: microtubule plus-end. NCBI's taxonomy places the organism in Eukaryota, Metazoa, Chordata, Aves, Coraciiformes, Meropidae. The transcript has 4 exons. Gene Ontology annotation, biological process: positive regulation of microtubule polymerization; cytoplasmic microtubule organization; microtubule nucleation.